CUGGCCUUCUUUGGAUUCCAAGCAGAAGUUUUGAGAGAGAUCCAGACUGCCCUCUCUCUCUCUUUCUCCUUCCGAUGCCAACCUUUCAAUGGAUCCGAGCAUAAACUACGUGCCGGGGUUCAUGUACCUGCCUUUCUGAAGAGACCGCCCAAUGGUUUAAAUAUUUUUUUAAAGAACAUUAAAAAGCGGAACGCGGUUCUCGCACUGGGUGGAAUCAUGACCCUCAACAAGAACGGAAGGAGUGUUUCCCUGAGUUGUUUAUGUAUAGUCUUCCUUAUCCCGACCUUAGUGGACGCUCAAUAUGAAAAAUACAGUUUUACAAGCUUUCCUCAAGCGGACAUCAUGCCUUUGGACUCGGCUUACGGACACGCAAUGGAACAGUACGGAGCGCAGAACUGGAAGGAGAGCAUCAAGUACCUGGAGCUCUGUCUGCGUCUUCAUCGACUCCUCAAGGACAGCGAGUCGUUCUGCAGUAAGAACUGCAGCACUAUCAGAAGGGACAAUGAAACGCUCUUCGCCGACAGUAGCCUCCACAUCAUGCGACACUUUAUACUACGGGCUUCUUGUCUUAAAAAGUGCAAGGCAAACUUCCCAGUGUUUUCUAUCGCGUAUCCGCGAAGAGACACGUUGGAAGCAUUCGAGAAGAGAACGCCCUAUCGGUACAUACAAUACGCAUACUACCAGUCAAACAACCUAGAGAAGGCCGUGUCCGCGGCUCACACCUUCCUUCAGAAGAAUCCAGAAGAGCCCUACCUCACCAAGAACAUGAAGUACUACAAGAGCCUGUCCGCUGUGGACGCGUACCUCAUCGACCACGAGCAGCCACCCUACGAGAGUGCGUUCCUGAAGGCUGUGAAGCUGUACAACGAUGAAGACUUCAGCACAAGUGCACAGAACAUGGAGCAGGCCAUCGCAGAGUACUUCAACGUGUACGAGCUCUGCCUGACCGGGUGUGAAGGCUCCUACGAGAUUCUCGAGUUCAAAGACUUUUAUCCGACUCUAGCAGACCUGUACACCGAGGUGCUGAAGUGCAAGGUGAAAUGUGAGGUGAACCUCACACCGAGUGUCGGUGGGUUCUUGGUGGAGAAAUUCGUGGCCACCAUGUACCACUACCUGCAGUUCGCCUACUAUAAAUUGAACGACGUCAAGAAGGCGGCUCCGUGCGCGGCCAGCUACAUGCUGUUCGACCCCAACGACCAGGUCAUGCAGCAGAACAUGGCGUACUACCGCUUCUACCGGGAGCAGUGGGGGCUGGAGGAGCCCCACUUCCUGCCCCAGCCGGAGGCUCUCAAAUAUUACAACCAGACCACCAAGCAGCAGGGAAUGUUACAGUUUGCACUCAACUACCUUCAAACAGAUGACGAGGACGUGGUGAGCCCAGAAGAGGUGGGAACCAGAGGCCCCCAGGAGACCCUUGAUGCAGAGUUUGAGGGGGUGGGGGAUUAUGAGGAGUCCUUCGUGGCGGAAUGGUGGCAGGAACCAAAAACAAAGUGGGACACGGGGGAGAUCGUUGACUGACCAACGUCUAUCCCACCUCACAUCGGCAAAUAAUUUUAAACCAAAGAAUACUGAAAUUCUUUAAACAACAGAUGUUUUGGUAGAAACAAAAUAAAUAAGUACGGAAGAGGAAAUUUAAAGUGGAGGAUGUUAACACAGGGAUGGAUACAUGAGCGCAUUAGCAAAUUUAUCAUACAUGAAAACCCUUAUUGUGAUCAGCAAUUGCAAGCAGUCCUGUUUUAUUGGACCAAUGGGACCGUAUCGACAUCAAUGUACUAUUUUUUUCUAUUGAUUUUUUAUUUACAUAUUUUAUUUAAAUAAAGUUGCCAGGAAUAUGCAGUUUGUGAGAGGUACAAUUAUGGUUAUUACCCUUGAUAGAUUUUUUGGUAAAUGGAUUAGAUUAACACACACACAGUGGAACAAUAUUAUAUUCCGGAGAAAUCGAGAUGCAAGGAUUUAAUUUCUGUGUUUUAUUUGUCUUUAAGGAUCUGUACAGAGCUUUCUUCAUUAUUUAAUUUUUACUCGAUUCAAAAAGAUAGUGUCUAAAAAUAUGGUCUAAGAUGCACCUUUUGCAUUUCUUAAUCUUCUUCACAAAUAACAGUUUGCACUUGAUACCAACAUAUUGUGUGGUAACAAUAGUGCAAACUCAGACCUCGAAUCAAACUUUGAUUUGAUUCGCCACUCAGACAUGUUUGCCCGAGUCCAGCAUCUCUACGACUCCCUAUAACCUAGGUAAUUUUCCUCUCAUAUACAGUAGAAACCUCCUAAGAUCGACAUUGCAGAGUCUCUUGGAAGAGGCAAUACAAAAUAUGAUUGUUGAAUUUUUUCUCUCCCAUUGAACAAGUUAUUCAAGUGGAUAACUUGUCAUUCUUUCAUAGUGGAUGGAUGACUAGCAUAGUCUACAUGAUAACAGACCGAAACAUGUUCUGAUGAAGUGGGAUUACAAGGUCAUUAUUUUCUCAAAGCCUUGUAAAUAAUAAAAUGAUAUACAGUGGAUUCAAUAACAAUCAGUAAACUUGCACAUAUUUACAAAGGUGUGCAUAUAAUGGACUUAAAUGUCCAUUUGUUGUCGUUAGAUGUUCUACUUUUUUCAUUUUUUAGGCAAACGUGAACAAUGGCAUCUUACAGGAAAUAGAAAGAUCUUUUAGAGGUACAAACUUCUCUUCUCAAUGAUGGCAGGAAUGUCAAGGUGAACACGGAAAGACCGCCCCCCCUAACACAAGUGUAAACAUUCUCUCUUGCUUUCUUAACAAAUCCCCUACAAUAAGCUAUGAGGGUACAUACAAUAUUUAAAAUUUUUGGGUGCCUAAGGAAGAAGUGAACACAGAAAUUGUUGUUAACACCUAAAAGUGGAAUGUAGGUCAGAGGCUGUGGUUAGAUUCACACUAAGUUACGGUCUCUACGGAUUCAAAAUGUGCUCAAAAAUGUUCCCAAAAACCACAAUGCCUUUCUAUCUCUUUUGUUUUGUACCUGAAAGCUCAUUAGGGGAAGUAUCGAUGCAUAACAAUAAACGUUUAUCAAUCUAAGUCAGCCUUUGCUUGUUUUAACGCAUCAUUGGUUUGCUAACCUUUACUUUUUCAAGGUCUUCAGCCUUUUAUCAGGCGUCCGUCUUUUAAAAUCGUGCAAUCAACCGUCACAUAUCCAAGUCUGGAGAUGUCAAUGUUGAGGCAGGUUAUAGGCCAUCCCACCCCAUUUCUUAGAGGAAAGUCCUUCUUGGGCUCCGACUCAAAUUCCUAUUGAAAGAAAAAGAAUCCCAAGAGAAGUCUGUGAACUUGGUUUAUAUGGACUCCAUCCUGUGGGCCAGGUGGUUGGUACUGGCAAGACCACGGCCCAAAUACAAAUGGUCCUCGUUCAUUUGUGUUCACAGUACACUCCCACACAGACUACCCAGCGGACCCCAAGAACCAGCCACUAGGAGGAAGAACAAUGUUUUGCAGAAAAAAACAAAAAUGUCUUUCUUCGGCGAGGGUACCUGGGUACGAUGCCAUGGCUGGUCAGCUGACAAACCACAGGAAUUUGAUUGGCUGGUGUUCAAGAAGGGAAAUGUAAAGGGUCAGCCCUCCCUCCAGGUUGACGGUGGAGCCAGGCUGGACAGGACCAAGGGAAGGGAUGGGUGGGCAGUAUAUAAAGAGGCAUGGAGAGAUGUAAGACAGAAGUGUGAAAGAC
This is a messenger RNA of Gadus chalcogrammus (walleye pollock), 3663 nucleotides long. RefSeq names its product prolyl 3-hydroxylase family member 4 (inactive) (gene p3h4). Bases 217 to 1518 code for a protein of 433 amino acids. The record is from RefSeq and is a predicted model, not a curated record. NCBI's taxonomy places the organism in Eukaryota, Metazoa, Chordata, Actinopteri, Gadiformes, Gadidae. Gene Ontology annotation, molecular function: protein binding; collagen binding. Gene Ontology annotation, cellular component: endoplasmic reticulum. Gene Ontology annotation, biological process: collagen fibril organization; peptidyl-lysine hydroxylation. The transcript is spliced from 7 exons.